GGGACGUGCCGGGGCAGAGCGGGGAGCGCCAUGGCCGAGCGGCUGUCGGAGGAGAAGAUCGCCGAGUUCAAGGAGGCCUUUUCCCUCUUCGACCGGGACGGCGACGGCUCCAUCACCACGCGGGAGCUCGGCACCGUCAUGCGCUCGCUGGGCCAGAACCCCACCGAGGCCGAGCUGCGGGACAUGGUGGGCGAGGUGGACGCCGACGGCAGCGGCACCGUCGACUUCCCGGAGUUCCUGUCGCUGAUGGCCAGGAGGAUGCGGGACACGGACGGCGAGGAGGAGAUCCGGGAGGCCUUCCGGGUCUUCGACAAGGACGGCAACGGCUACAUCAGCGCGGCCGAGCUGCGGCACGUCAUGACCAACCUGGGCGAGAAGCUGACGGACGAGGAGGUGGACGAGAUGAUCCGCGAGGCCGACUGCAACAACGACGGGCAGGUCAACUACGAGGAGUUCGUCAGGAUGAUGACGGAGAAGUGACUCC
Messenger RNA from Manacus vitellinus (golden-collared manakin), 484 nucleotides. RefSeq names its product calmodulin, striated muscle. The transcript has a single exon. Gene Ontology annotation, molecular function: calcium ion binding; enzyme regulator activity. The coding region runs from base 31 to 480 and encodes 149 amino acids. Lineage: Eukaryota; Metazoa; Chordata; Aves; Passeriformes; Pipridae. The record is from RefSeq and is a predicted model, not a curated record.